Messenger RNA from Apis florea (little honeybee), 6702 nucleotides. RefSeq names its product cadherin-23. NCBI's taxonomy places the organism in Eukaryota, Metazoa, Arthropoda, Insecta, Hymenoptera, Apidae. Gene Ontology annotation, molecular function: calcium ion binding. The record is from RefSeq and is a predicted model, not a curated record. Gene Ontology annotation, biological process: homophilic cell-cell adhesion. Gene Ontology annotation, cellular component: plasma membrane.
ACGAUUAGUUGCAAAGGUAGCACCUGUAAACAGAGCCGGUGAGGGUGAUCGACUACCGUGGGUAAAUGGAGUUUAUUGCCGUAGGCGAGCGUUCAGUAUACCGGCGAGAGCUCACCUGGCCAGGUGAACACGCUGCGCCUCUUCCACACGGUUUAUCAGUAACAUGCUGACAGACGGCGGUUACUGCGAAACGAGGCUGCUUAAGCAAAAUCUCGCUUUACCCGAACUUGGCAAAUUGUCCUCGAUGAAAUAAGCCAUCGUGAACGUGGAGAGAGAUCUUGGAUAACGUUGGAAGAAUUAUUAUUUCCACGAACGAGAGUGAAAUAAAUUGUGACUUUUAAAGUAAAGUGACAUGUUACCAGUGAAAGUUUAGAAAGAACGUAGAUACGAUUUAUUAUCGUAUAUAUGCGUGCGCGCGCGUGUGUUUACCGAGACAGUGAUUGUUUUUGUCGAAACAAAAGAAUCGAAUCGGAAUAAGAGAUAUUUAUUUUAAAGAGUGCAAGAGUUAGUCGUUUCGUGCAAUUCUCUAUUGAAGUAAAGUUAGACAAUUUUCAAGAAUAUGUGGCGAGGGAAGAACAAUUUUACGAUGGAUAUCAUUGGAAGCAAUUAAGAAAGUUUCCAGUAGACGGCGAACGAUAAUCAUGCCAAUUAAGCGAUGUUUGCCAUCAAGAUGACCUCGACGAAGCCGAUCAUCACGUUUUCAUGGCUGUUGCGAUCCUACAAGAGGCCUAGGUUCAAGUUGGAAUGGCUCGGUUUCGUGUUCGCCUGCCUUUUGUCCAGUUGCUCGGCAAGGAACAAUCCACCGCGUUUCCUGAUCGACGGCCAAACGGAAAUCAUUCUCAGGCAGAAAGAAGGUCCUGAUACGCCAGUUGGCAGUUUAAUUUACAGGCUUCGCGGCGUCGAUCCUGACGGUGACAGCCUGACGUUCGGCGUUAGAGAUCAACCUGGCAGCGACGUGAUCCGGGUGGAGAAUUUUAGCCCGACCGAGGCCAAUAUUUACUUGAACAAAUUGCUGGACAGAGAGGUAAGGGACGAGUACGCGCUGGUGUUGACUCUGACAGACGGAAGAUUGGGCGAGGGGAACUUCAUCACGCAAAGUUUACUGCUGCUGGUCGAAGAUGUUAACGACAACGUGCCGAUAUUCCGUCCACAUCCGACUUCGUUGACGUUACGGGAGGAUUCCGGGCCGAGCGUUUUAACAACGGUCGAAGCCACGGACGCGGACUUAGGGGCACACGGGCAGGUGGUUUACUACCUGCAGGAAUUGGACGGGGAUAAUGAUGUGUUCAGUAUUUCGACCGUGAAUGGAAAAGGUGUCAUCCGGCUGGUUGGCCGCCUCGAUUACGAAAAGAAAUAUUUGUACCAGUUGAGGAUUUUGGCCAUCGAUCGAGCGAUAAACGAAAAGGUAAACACAGGAACAACCGCGAUACUCGUCAAAGUUCAAGAUGUCGAGGAUCAACCUCCGGAGUUCAUAACCAUGACACCUGUUGCCAGAAUCAGUGAAAAUGCUAGGAUAGGCACAUCCGUUCUCCACGUUCGCGCGGUAGACGGCGACAAGGGAAUAAACAACAAAAUCGUGUACAGCAUCAGCCAGGGGCCGAGGUAUCUGUUCGACAUUGACGCGACUUCCGGCCUGGUGUUCACCAGGGCGCAACUCGAUCGAGAAGCGGAGGAGAACGCCGACGGCACUUUUAUCCUCGAGAUUACCGUGAAAGAGGUGUCGAAGAUCGUGCCUGCCCCGUCCGUUUCCACCGAAGUCACUAUCAUUCUGACGGACGUGAACGACGAGGCGCCCAAGUUUCGAAGCCCGAGAUAUCGUGCCGAGAUAAACGAGAACGCGCCGUACAAUACGCCGGUUAAUUUCAUCGGCGAUGCGGUGCCGGAAGUUUACGAUCAUGACUUGGGUACAAAUGGCACGUUUAGAAUGUUCAUCGAAGGUGACGACGGAAUUUUCGACGUGACCCCGUCCAGAGGAAUUAACGAAGCCCCCUUCCUGAUACGCGUCAAAAAUUCCAGCAAGCUGGAUUUUGAAACUAGAUCAGCGGUAAAUUUCACGUUAAUCGCGAAGGAAGUAGUGACAUUGGCGCCGAAACUUAGCAAAGUGCCGGUGGUCGUUUUUAUAAAAGAUCAGAACGACAAUUAUCCCGAGUUCACGGAAGACAAGUACGAGGUAUCGAUUCCGGAAAACUGCGCUGUUGGAACCACGGUUGCGUGGGUUCAAGCCUUGGACGAGGACAGUGGCAAUUUCGGGACGCUUGGAAUUAGAUAUACGAAUUUAGGCGGCAGUAUUGCGCACGCACUAUCGAUGGAUCCUUUGACAGGGAUAAUCACGGUUAAGGAACCGGGGACGAGUUUCGACCGAGAACUAGUAUCCCGACAUUAUUUAACGGUGGAGGCAAGGGACGACCUUGGGAAAGGGAAUCGCAAUACCGUCCAACUGGUCGUCAAUGUGAACGACGUUAACGACAAUGCGCCUAUAUUUCUGCAAAACAAAUACGAAGCGGUGCUUCUUGAAAACGAGGAUCACUUCCAAUCGCCAUUAAUCGUCGAGGCAUUCGACAUCGAUUUGAAUGGUACCAAGAACAGCGAAGUGGUGUACGCUUUGGUGUCGGGAGAAUUUUCGAGGAAUUUUAGUAUCGAUUCGAGGCAAGGCGUUAUUACACCGACAACACCUUUGGAUUACGAAGCGUUGCCCAUCAGUCAAGGGCACAAGGAAACGUCGGUGCGCCCAUUGAGAUUGACAGUGCGAGCCAGGGAUAUGGGUAGCCCGAGCCUCAGCUCGGACGCGCCAUUAAUUAUUUACCUGAAGGACAUCAACGAUAACACGCCCGCAUUCGAGAGGACGUUGUACAAAAGAAGCAUUCCGGAGGAUCUGCCUGGUGGCACGAGUGUAGUUCAAGUUAAAGCAUGGGACAAGGAUUUAUCCUCGCCCAACAACAAAUUAGUGUAUCGAAUUCAAAGCGGUGCAGGCGAUAAAUUCGUAAUAAGCCCGGAAAUAGGAGUGAUCAGAGUUGCGCCAGGAUCUAAUUUAGAUCCUGAUCUAACUUCGCCGAAGACAACUAGGUACAGCUUGAACGUUAUCGCGAUCGACAGUGGAACGGAGAUUCAAAGAACGGCCGAAGUUCUAGUCAAUAUCACUAUCGUCGAUGUUAAUAAUAAACCACCUGUUUUCAUCGAUCCUGGCACAGUGACUAUUCGCGAAAAUACGCAGGUUGGAGCGUACGUGCACCGUGUUGUUGCUAAUGAUCCAGACAUCGCGCCGAUAUUGCGUUAUCGUAUCGAUCCGAAUUCUUCGGAGGCAAGAAACGAGGAAGGGACGUUAAUCAAGAUCCAAGAGUACGAUUAUCUGUCCACGUUGGAAUUGAAUGCACUCGAUGGAUUGCUUCGCGUAGUUAAAUUGCUAGACAGAGAAAGAGUGGAGACGAUAAGAUUGGGACUGAUCGUUGAAGACUUGGCUGCAAUUAGGGGGAUACAGACUGCAUCCGCCACGUUGAACAUAAUAAUCGAGGACGAGAACGAUAACAAUCCACGAUUCCGCCGACCAUUUUAUAGACGAUCGGUGACAGAGAACAGUAAAAACGGCGUGAACAUCGCGAACAUCGUGGCUGACGACGCUGACAAAAAUCGGAGCAUUACGUACUCCUUGGAAAGCCCUAAAGAGCUCACGGAUUUGGUCCAUCUUGACUCUGAAACGGGUGAAAUGGUUGUGGCGAACAAAAUCGACAGAGAGCAAUAUUCCUGGCUCAAUCUGUCGGUUCGUGCCACCGACUCAGGAAUUCCACCUAGAUCGAGUCUUUCCGAAGUGUACGUUCAAGUGCUGGAUGAAAAUGAUAACAAUCCAUACUUUGUCACUGACAUUAAUAACCUGAACGUGAUGGAAAAUUCUAAAAUUGGUACAGAGAUCGCCAGCAUCCAAGCUAGAGAUCCCGACAGCGGAGAUUACGGAAAGAUUACGUACCUUUUAGACAGGAUGUCAUCCGAGGGUACGUUUGCCAUUCAUCCUGAAACUGGUGCCUUGACCGUAGCAGAUUCGAUCGAUUGGGAGGUUAAACAAAAUUACGUCCUGGUCAUAGAGGCUUGGGAUAAUUAUCAAUUUGGUUACACUGCUGGCGAAUCGAGAAACGCUUUCAAACAGAUCCAGGUGACAGUGACGGAUGUUAACGACAACCCACCAAAAAUGGACGUACCCUCGACGUGCGUUACCGUAUCAGAGUUCCACGACAUCAAAGACGUUAUUUUCGCCAUGAAAGCGAGGGACGCGGAUGACCCAAAGACGCCAAACGGCCGCGUGAAAAUUCGUAUUCUCUUCGGGAAUGAAUUAGGUCUGUUCAUGUUGGAGCAAACGGAUUAUUGGACGGCAAAUGUAAAAGCAGCGCACUCCCUUCGAGGAAAAUUCGGCAAUUAUUCGUUGCACCUGGAAGCACGAGAUCUCGGCACUCCGUCUAACAAGGACACUGCUGUUCUGCACAUCUGUGUGACCGAUUACAACGACAAUCCCCCAGUGUUUAUCAGUCCACAGCACAAUACGACUAUUCGAAUACCAGAGAACGUAACAAUUGGUACACCGAUCAUACAAAUCGAGGCCAAAGAUGCCGAUACCGGCCCAAAUGGGGAUGUCCAUUACCGUUUGAAACAAGACUUGGCCGGCCAUUGGAGAACAUUUCACAUCGACGAUACAACUGGAAUUAUCUCGCUAAAACUUCCUUUGGACAGAGAAACGCAAAAAUUGUACGAGAUCAGAGUUGAAGCGUACGAUCUAGGAACUCCAACCCCGCUCAGCACGGAUCUAGAUCUAAUAAUCUACGUGCGAAACAUAAACGACUACGAGCCUCAAUUUUUGGUAGACGUGUUUAACAUCAACUUCACGGAGGAACAGGCCCCGGGUACCGAAACGGUACAAUUGCCGGAAACAAUCGACAAGGACGAGGUGGACGAUCUCGACGAUCCUCCCACCCAAGUGUGCUACUUCAUAAUCAAUGGGAACGACGACGGCCUCUUCGUCCUCGACAUUUUCAAGCACGAAUUAACCACCGCAAGGAUAUUGGACAGAGAGCAGCAAGAGGAACAUUUGUUGAUCGUGAAAGCGACGGAAGACUGCAACAUCGUUCCGGCAAACGAGACGUUGUUCGAUGAAACGAACGACACCACGUUGAAACUUAUUAUAAACGUGUUAGAUGUGAACGACAAUCCGCCCAAGUUUGUCGGUAAAAUAUUUACGGGAGGAGUGACAACCGAGGCUGAUUUUGGCACCCAAUUUAUGCAGAUCAAGGCGAUUGACUUAGACGCGGGUGACAACGCCGUGGUCAAUUAUUACCAAGUUGGUAAAAUACACAUGACUUUGACGGAGGGUUUAGACGAUAUCGAGUUGCAACCGUUUCUCGUCAACAAACUCACGGGGGUGGUGAGCUUGAAUUUUGAUCCUCAAAGAGGGAUGAAAGGAUAUUUUGACUUUAUGGUGCUGGCAAACGAUACUUACGGAUUGGAAGAUACAGCGAGGGUAUUUAUUUAUUUGUUAAGAGAGGAUCAGAGAGUUCGUUUUGUAUUGCGACAACAUCCACCAGAAAUAAGGAAUAAAAUAGAAACGUUCAGAGAAAUAUUGGGGAACGUGACCGGGGCUAUAGUUAACAUCGACGAAUACAAGAUUCACGAGAAUCACGAUGGCUCCGUCGAUCGAACAAAGACCGACUUGUACAUGCACCUUGUAAAUCGUCGAGACAACUCCAUUCUCGAAGUGUCGGAGGUUCUCGAAUUGGUGGACAGAAAUAUAGAGAAGCUCGACGGUCUGUUCAAGGAAUUCAAUGUUCUCGACACGCAAGCGGCCCAGUAUCAACCGAUUGUUCAGUACGAGCAAGCGGGAACCACUUUUUGGCUUUUGACUUUGACCUUGUUUCUGGGUGCUCUGCUAAUUCUCUGCAUAGCCCUCUGUCUCUCGCAGAGGGCCUCGUUUCGAAGACAAUUGAAAGCGGCUAACGCCUCCCCAUUUGGAGCGUCAGACGCGGAAUUUAUCAGAGGACCGGGCCGUGUACCCAACACGAACAAGCAUAGCGUGGAAGGUUCCAAUCCCAUAUGGAUGCAUGCUUACGAGAACGAAUGGUUUAAAAGCGACGAGUCGAUCAGUCAUAUGUCCGAGAGAGACUCUCUGGACGAAAAUGCGCUGAACAACGAAGAUAUAAUGAACGAAGCUAACGCAAACCAAAGAAACGAUGAUAAACCGUAUUAUAUCGAGCCAAGAGUGUCUUCCAUUUCGAGCGCGGAAAGUAUCCCAGAUAUACCAAAUGACUUCCAUCGAAGUUCUCCCAUAUAUAGAAUGCAAAAUAAUAUCGUCAAUCCUCUUGGCAAGAAAAUAGAAACGACAGAGCUGUAAUCGAACAACGAUGAUCACUUUUAUCCUCGAUAAAAAUGUUUAUUAUAAUAUUUAUAUUAUAAUUUUCGUUAAGAGAGUGUAAAGUUAUUAAAAUAAUUUUGUGUAAAUAGUCAACAGGUUCGUACAAGUUUGCAGUGAUAAGUAUAUUUAAUAUAUUUAUUUUAUAAUAAUUUAAAAAAAAAAAUAACGAUUAUAUUACUUUAUUUAUCGAUCUUUUGCCUCGUGCCUACCGUAAUAAAUACAAGCGUUUAUCUUUGAUGAACUUAAUUCGCGAGUACAUAAUCAUGACUCAUCGGUUUAAAUUUAGAAAUUUAAUGAUCUCUGCACAUCAAUACAUU